Aspergillus aculeatus ATCC 16872 is the source of this 1137-nucleotide messenger RNA. RefSeq lists its product as uncharacterized. NCBI's taxonomy places the organism in Eukaryota, Fungi, Ascomycota, Eurotiomycetes, Eurotiales, Aspergillaceae. The record is from RefSeq and is a predicted model, not a curated record. The transcript is spliced from 3 exons. The coding region runs from base 1 to 1137 and encodes 378 amino acids.
AUGAAGGAAUUGCUGUUGAGUAUAUCCGCAAUAGUCGCUCUAUCCAUCAGAGCGGCUCAAUGUACGGUACAAGAUGUGCCCGCAAUCUUCGGGCCCGUACCAAAUGUCGCGACGUUCUCCGGCGUCGAUUCCACCAGCUACCUGAAAAAGCGACCGAGUGACUUCGUCCAUCCCGGGAUCUGGCACACUCACGAUGACCUGGAACUGAUCCGCACCAAGGUUCUGGCUGGUCAGAACCCGUGGGCUUCCGCCUACCAGCAGUUCAGCGCCGACAGUUACUCCCAGGCCAGCUACGAGAUGCAGGGCCCAAAGGAGGUGAUUGCCCGCGGGCAGACGAGCAAUUACACCAGCUUUGCGCACGACGCGCGCGCGGCCUGGCAGAAUGCGCUCAUGUGGUACAUCACCAAGAACGAAUCCCACUGGACGCGCAGCACCACGAUCCUCGACGCGUGGGGGACCAAUCUGACCAACAUCAUCGGGAUUGAUCGCUCCCUCAUGAUCGGUCUGGACGGGGAUUUGUUUGUCAACGCAGCGGAGAUCAUGCGCUGGGAGGGAAAUUGGACCGAGGUCGGAGCCCGGUGGCAAGGGGGCUCGGGCUUCAGCACGCAACUGUACUGGCUGUUUGCGCGCCAGUCCGCGGUGGUCGGCCAGGCCAACUACGGCAUGGUCAGCGUCAAAGCAAUGCUCAGCUUUGCCGUCUAUCUGGACGAUGUGCAGUUGUAUAACUACGCGAUGAAUGCCUUUAUUCAAGACAACUGCGCUGGCAUCUUCGCACAGUACAACGCCGAAACGGGCCAGUCGGUGGAGGCCGGUCGGGAUCAAGGGGACAAUUUGCUGUUAAAGGCCGCGGAGUAUGCCGCCGAAUACAACCUCAACUCGACCGUUACCUAUGACCCGAAAUGGUCACGCUGCGAAGCAGUCCUUGUCAACGGUCCCUGGGAGGCCAUCUCGGCGGAGAACCGCGGCGUCAGCAACAAGAUUCCGAUCUGGGACCUUUUGUAUUACCAAUACGUGGUCAAACAGAAGGAAACUGCACCCUGGACUACCAAGGCCCAGGAUUACGAAGGCUUCGAAGGGGCAGUUUCCAGCAACGAUCAUCCGAGCUGGGGUGGUCUUAUCUGGGCGGCAGAAGCAUGA